This is a messenger RNA of Saprolegnia parasitica CBS 223.65, 1209 nucleotides long. RefSeq lists its product as hypothetical. Bases 22 to 1209 code for a protein of 395 amino acids. Gene Ontology annotation, molecular function: N-acylphosphatidylethanolamine-specific phospholipase D activity; zinc ion binding. Gene Ontology annotation, biological process: N-acylphosphatidylethanolamine metabolic process; N-acylethanolamine metabolic process. NCBI's taxonomy places the organism in Eukaryota, Oomycota, Saprolegniomycetes, Saprolegniales, Saprolegniaceae. The record is from RefSeq and is a predicted model, not a curated record. The transcript has a single exon. Gene Ontology annotation, cellular component: cytoplasm; membrane-bounded organelle.
AGAAUUCGUCGCGUGUCGGUCAUGCGCCGUGUGUACGCGGUGUCCCGCCGCCGGUGGCUCUCGUCCGCCGCGUCCCAAUUGGCCUUGGACCCUUGCCAGAGCGAUGGCCGCACCGACGGUGACGCGAGAUGCGUCAUCCGCCUCGAGGCGCUGCAUGCACCCGAGCUCGUCGAAGACCUCAAGGCUGCGCGUCGGGAUGCGGCCACGGGCCGCUUCGUGCAUCCUGCCCACUGGAAGUACGAGAUGACGACGCUCAUGGACGUUCUCAAGUGGAAGUGGAACACGACGACCGACGGCCCAUGCGUGCCGACGGACGUCGCCGAGCUCGACGCGACGCUGCCAGUGUUGACGCCCGACUUUGCACCCGCGAUUCCCAUCGACCACGCGCGCAUGACGUGGCUCGGCCACGCCUCUGUCUUGCUCGAAGUGCCCGUGGACGCCAACGGGCGCAAGAUGACAGUCUUGACCGAUCCCGUGUUUACAGAGCGCUGCAGCCCCGUGCAGUGGGCCGGCCCCAAGCGAUACCGGCCAGCGCCGCUUCAAGUCGCCGACCUGCCGAAUGUAGACGCCGUCGUGAUCAGUCACAACCACUACGACCAUUUAGACGAGACGACGAUCUCGGAGCUCCAUGCGCGGUUUCCGACACUGCAGUGGUUUGUGCCGCUCGACAACACUCGGUUUUUGGCGCCACUGGGUAUUCCCGUCGGCCAGAUCACGGAGCAAAACUGGUGGGACGCAACGCGUGUGACGCUGCAAGAGGCCGAGUUUACCUUCUCGCUCGUGCCUGCCAUGCAUUGGAGCCGCCGGUACUUUCACGACACGAACCGGUCCCUCUGGGGCGGCUGGGUCGUCCAAGGCGUCGGCGGCUCGUUCUACUUUUCCGGUGACACGGCCUACUGCUCGUCCUUCAAGGCGAUUGGCCACCGGUUUGGCGAAUUCAGCGCCUCGGCCAUUCCGAUUGGCGCGUACGGGCCGCGCCAUAUCUUUGGUUUGCAGCACUGCGACGUGGCCCAAGCCAUCCAGAUCCACGAGGACGUCUGUAGCAAAUCGUCGCUAGGGAUCCACUGGGGCACGUGGACGCUCACGGGCGAGCACUAUCUGGAGCCCAAGCGUGAUCUGCAGCGGCUCAUGGCCGACACGAAUGAUCCGGAUGCGUUCUACACGCUCGACCAUGGCGCGUCACGGAUCGUGCGGUGGCGACUCGAUUGA